Molecule: messenger RNA, 1176 nt
Organism: Triticum turgidum subsp. durum (durum wheat)
Lineage: Eukaryota; Viridiplantae; Streptophyta; Magnoliopsida; Poales; Poaceae
Source: the annotation of a GenBank genome assembly
AUGUAUCUGAUGGCAUCCCUGCCUUCCCACGGCGCCUUCCAUGCACCUCUUUGGUAUUCUUGCUCGAGGAGCAAAACCACGGUGAUGGCCACGGCUUUCAAGGCCAUGGAUGGAGUUCCCGGAAAGGCCUUCAGUCCUCGCAAGGCUUCUCAUAGAGACCGAGUCGCUCACUCAUUGCCACCUGAAAAGAGAGAGGUUUUUGAUUCGCUUAACAGUUGGGCAGAGGACAACAUUCUGGUCCUCUUGAAGCCGGUUGAAAGAUCCUGGCAGCCACAGGACUACCUGCCAGACCCUUCCUCGGACAGAUUUUAUGAUGAAGUCAAGGAGCUGAGGGAGCGAGCCGAGGAGAUCCCGGACGACUACUUGGUAUGUCUGGUUGGAGACAUGGUCACUGAGGAAGCACUCCCUACCUAUCAGAAAAUGCUCAAUAUCCUUGAUGGCGGUGUCCGCGACGAAACUGGCAGCAGCCCAACCAGCUGGGCUGUCUGGACGAGGGCAUGGACGGCUGAGGAGAACCGACAUGGUGAUCUCAUGAACAAGUAUAUUUAUCUUACUGGGAGGGCUGAUAUGAGGCAGGUGGAGAAGACCAUACAGUAUUUGGUUGGUGCUGGAAUGGAUCCAAAAACCGAGGCCAACCCCUAUGAGUUUUUCAUUUACACGUCUUUCCAAGAGAGGGCAACCUUCAUAUCUCACGGCAACACUGCAAGGCACGCCAGGAAGUACGGGGACCUGAAGCUGGCCCAGAUAUGCGGCACUAUCGCGGCUGACGAAAGGCGCCAUGAGCAUGCCUAUACCAAGAUAGUGGAGAAGCUCUUCGAGGUCGAUCCCGACUACACGGUUCUAGCCUUCGCCAGCAUCAUGAAGAAGAAGAUCACCCUGCCCGCCCACCUGAUGUAUGAUGGGCAGGAGAACAACCUGUUUGAGCACUUCAGCGCGGUGGCACAGCGGCUGGGCGUCUACACCGCCAUGGACUACGCCGACAUCCUCGAGUUCCUGGCCCAGAGGUGGAACGUCGCCGGCCUCACUGGGCUAUCCGGGGAAGGGCGGCGUGCUCAGGAUUACCUCUGCUCCCUAGGGCCAAGGUUUAGGAAGCUGUUGGAGCGAGCUCAGGGGAGCGAAAAGCAGAUGCCGGUUGUUCCUUUCAGCUGGAUCUAUGGCAGGCAAGUGCAGCUUUGA